This is a messenger RNA of Fomitopsis serialis, 1359 nucleotides long. RefSeq lists its product as uncharacterized. The transcript is spliced from 3 exons. NCBI's taxonomy places the organism in Eukaryota, Fungi, Basidiomycota, Agaricomycetes, Polyporales, Fomitopsidaceae. The record is from RefSeq and is a predicted model, not a curated record. Bases 111 to 1169 code for a protein of 352 amino acids.
AAAGGGUUACGGCCAAGUGACAGAAGCGUUAUGGAUGUUUAUCUCCGUCCUGUCGUCGGGCUACUUCUUCCUAGUGUCCCUCAUCUUUUCUCCAUCUUCCCAUCGACACCAUGCUGCGUUCUCUGUUCAGCUUCGUCUCUCAAAUGUUCGCUGUCCUGAUGCUCAUCCUCUACGGCACAUCGUGGGUAUGGGGUGGGUUGCGCACGCUCUGCCAGUACCCGUUUGUCUCGUCUUUCGUGCAAUCUUGCGACACCAUCAAUUCCAACAUGACGGUUUGGGCCGCUCUCCCGUUGCUGUUGAAUGCGCAGACGACAGGCAUGGAGCAGGUGCUCAGCCAGACUAGUGCACACACCGAGAUCAUCGUUGAUCUUCUGGAUACGCGUCUGGCUUCGGUUGAUUUGUCCAUCCUCGUACAAUCGAGCGACCUCGAGUAUCGCUACCAGAUAUCCACCCUCAUUGACAAGCUCGCUGAUGAUGCGCUGGACCUCAACCGUGGCCUGCAACAUCUCUCGGCGAAGAUCACGGCGGGCUUUGACAGGAUUCUCUUAACGAAUGAUCACCUCUAUCAGCUGCUGCGCAGCUCCCCCAUUUCCCCCGGUCACAUGGCUGAUGCUCAGUCCUGCCACUCAAGCUCGAUGUCAGGCAAAAACCAGGAAUGCGAGCCUCCUUACCCCGACAUCGCGCGUGCGUAUGAGCGCGCCCUCCAGACGUAUGAGAUCGUACUUCGCGAGCUCAUGCAGUGCAGUACCGACUCCCUCACCAAAGCGGCAGUCCUUGACGCGGAUUUAAUAUCCACCAUGAACGUCGUCGCGCGGGAGAAAUUUAGCGUCGACCUAGCUCGACGGGAGCUCGGUCUAGGGCUGCUCUGGGAACUCCUAGGCGGUAACAGGCUGCAUGCCGUAACCCUCGCUCGGAAUGAGAAUGUCCUCAGCCGCGUCGGAGUCCACAGCGCAAAAACUCUGCGCUACGUCCGGACGAUCCAGGACACGCUCGAAGGCAUGGAGAGGCACCUCGACGAGCUGCGGCUCGUAGCAUCCGGGGCCAUGGUAGCCGAGGCCGCACCACCAGAGGUAAUUCUGCGAAUGCUUGCCAGAGGUCUCGAGCGCUUGGGAAGCGCUCGGAUCGGCGACUCUAAGCGCAGAGUUUCGACGUUCGUGGACGCUCUUUAAGCUUGGAAUUGUUUGUCUGAUCCCUGUCUCCCACCCAAUGAUCCCGUUCUCCUUCACGUCGUUUGCUCCCCUUUUGCCACCCCCCCCCCGAACGUGCUUGUUAUGUCGUAUCUCGAUGCUCUUCUUUCUUACGCCUAUGCUUGACUCCGUUCGUUUUGUCUAAUCUAAUUUUUAUCCCUCGAAAUUGUCA